Messenger RNA from Lolium rigidum, 2204 nucleotides. RefSeq names its product probable LRR receptor-like serine/threonine-protein kinase At2g23950. The record is from RefSeq and is a predicted model, not a curated record. Gene Ontology annotation, biological process: protein phosphorylation. NCBI's taxonomy places the organism in Eukaryota, Viridiplantae, Streptophyta, Magnoliopsida, Poales, Poaceae. Gene Ontology annotation, molecular function: protein binding; protein kinase activity; ATP binding.
AUGGCCUCCAACGUCCCCCUUCUCCCCGUCGUCCUCAUCUUCAUUUUCAUCCUCGCCGCCGGCCCCUCCCUCGUCUUCUCCUCCGAGCCGCUCAACGCCGAAGUGGUGGCGCUGAUCGCCAUCAGGCAGGGGCUGGUCGACCCGCACGGCGUGCUGAGCAACUGGGACGAGGACUCCGUCGACCCCUGCAGCUGGGCCAUGGUCACCUGCUCCCCGCACAACCUUGUCAUUGGCCUUGGCGCGCCGAGCCAGGGCUUGUCGGGUACCCUCUCCGGGAGGAUCGCCAACCUCACCAAUCUCGAGCAAGUGCUGCUGCAGAACAACAACAUCACGGGCCGUCUGCCGCCGGAGCUGGGCGCGCUGCCCAGGCUGCAGACGCUCGACCUCUCCAGCAACCGCUUCUCCGGCCGCGUGCCCGACACGCUCGGACGCCUGUCCACGCUGCGAUACCUGAGGCUAAACAACAAUAGCUUGUCGGGCGCGUUCCCGGCGUCGCUGGCCAAGAUCCCGCAGCUCUCCUUCCUGGACCUGUCCUACAACAACCUCAGCGGCCCUGUUCCCGUCUUCCCCACAAGAACCUUCAACAUUGUGGGCAACCCAAUGAUCUGCGGGAGCCAUAAUCCGGGAGGCGCAGGGGAGUGCGCCGCCGCGGUGGCGCCGGCCGCCGUACCGUUCUCGCUGGAAUCCACUCCAAGCAGCAGCAGGGCGGCGAGGUCAAAGGCUGGCGCGCGGCUGCCGGUCGGGGUCGGGACAAGCCUGGGCGCCUCCUCCCUUGUGCUCCUCGCCGUGUCGUGUUUCCUCUGGCGGCGCAGGCGCCGGCAGCGCCGCUGCUGCUGCUUCAAGGGCCCCUCCGUUCUCGAUGGCUGCUGCGACCUGGAGGUUGGCGGCGGCGCGGUGGCGCGGCUGGGCAACGUGCGGCAGUUCGGGCUGCGGGAGCUGCAGGCGGCGACGGACGGGUUCAGCGCGAAGAACAUCCUGGGCAAGGGCGGGUUCGGGGACGUGUACCGUGGCCGGCUGACCGACGGCACGACGGUGGCGGUGAAGCGGCUCAAGGACCCGAGCGCGUCCGGGGAGGCGCAGUUCCGGACGGAGGUGCAGAUGAUCAGCCUGGCCGUGCACCGGCACCUGCUCCGGCUCGUGGGGUUCUGCGCCGACGCCGCCUCCGGCGAGCGCCUCCUCGUCUACCCCUACAUGCCCAACGGCAGCGUCGCCUCCCGCCUGCGAGGCAAGCCGGCGCUGGACUGGCAGACGCGGAAGCGGAUCGCGGUGGGAGCCGCACGCGGGCUGCUCUACCUGCACGAGCAGUGCGACCCGAAGAUCCUGCACCGGGACGUCAAGGCCGCCAACGUGCUGCUCGACGAGCAGCACGAGGCCGUCGUCGGCGACUUCGGCCUCGCCAAACUGCUCGACCACGGCGACUCGCACGUCACCACGGCGGUGCGGGGCACCGUGGGCCACAUCGCGCCGGAGUACCUCUCCACGGGGCAGUCGUCGGACAAGACGGACGUGUUCGGCUUCGGGGUGCUGCUCCUGGAGCUGGUCACGGGCCAGCGCGCGCUCGAGGUCGGCAAGGGGUCCGGCGUCAGCCUCAGCCACAAGGGCGUCAUGCUCGACUGGGUCAGGAAGGUGCACCGGGAGAGGAUGCUCCACCUGCUCGUCGACCACGACCUGGGGCCCUGCUACGACGCCAUCGAGGUCGCCGAGGUGGUGCAGGUCGCGCUGCUCUGCACGCAGUUCCAGCCGUCGCACCGGCCCAGGAUGUCCGAGGUGGUCAGGAUGCUCGAGGGCGACGGCCUCGCCGAGAAGUGGGAGGCCUCCAACCGGCCGGCCUCCGCGGCGCCGCUCCACGACGGCCUCGGCGGCUACGACCACCGCAACGACUCCAACGGAUCCGUCUUCUUCAACGACUACCACGACAACGACAGCAGCCUCAGCAGCGACGAGGCGCGGUCCAUCGACAUGGUGGAGGAGAUGGAGCUCUCAGGGACCCAGGUAGCGUGCGCUUGCUUGCUCUGCACGUUCAGAGUUGAUCAGCCAAAUUCAGAGUGCUUCAACAAGAACAAAUACAUGGGGGUGGGAGAGGGGGAUUGGAUUUGUUUCUAGCUAGUUUGAAAGUAGUAGCGAGGUGCUUAGUUUUAGUGGACCACAAUGUGUAGCUUCUAGUAUCAAGCUUUCCUUCUCCCAAGAAAGAUGUAAAGAAAAAG